Molecule: messenger RNA, 3142 nt
Organism: Aureobasidium pullulans EXF-150
Lineage: Eukaryota; Fungi; Ascomycota; Dothideomycetes; Dothideales; Saccotheciaceae
Product: Rgp1-domain-containing protein
Exons: 2
Coding region: 1-2652 (883 amino acids)
Biological process (GO): retrograde transport, endosome to Golgi
Cellular component (GO): Ric1-Rgp1 guanyl-nucleotide exchange factor complex; Golgi membrane
Source: RefSeq, a predicted model, not a curated record
AUGGCGACUCCGUCCAAAGUGCGCGCCUUUGUGCAGUGGAAAGAAAGCAGCGUCUUUGCGGGCGAGGAGAUUGAAUGCAUCAUCAGCUUCAAGAACACUUGCGACGACGGCUCGCAACAGACGGCCGAUGAGCAGACGACAAACACCCGACACAAGCCUGCUCCGAGGCAGCGUACCGUGACACACUCGACGCAACAGCUGUCUACCGCGCCUUCGGUAGCUCCCUCUGUCGCCGGAUCAAGGGCGCCUUCACAGUCACAAUCGCGUGGCCAUCGACCCACCCUCUCCCUGACCGUCUACCCUCCGCCGCCGACCAGUGCCCAUGCCCGCAUACCCAGUCAUGCUGCCACCAACACCACCACGACGACAACGCGCCAUGCAAAUACCCAUGGCCGCUCUCUGUCAAUCAUGUCAAUGGGCAGCGACAAGGCCGCAACCACGACCCCCGUAACCACCCGUCGCCCUCCUGCUCGUGGCCAUGGUCGCUCUGCUAGUAUGCAGGUCCUAUCACGUACUCCCUCAUACCAGGCGCCAAAUCUGUCUUUCAGUUCCUAUAGAAACCCUUCGCCGCUACAAGACCAACACCCUCCAUUAACACGACGUACUUCGGGCAUCCGUACUGCUCCUGGCACUCCUGCUUUCAACUUCCCUUCACCUACCACAGCCCAGCCGCCCUAUGCCACCACCACUUCUCCCUCGAGACCUCCCUCUGCAUCUCACAUGAUGCCUCCGCCACGCCAUCCAUCGGCUUCUUCAGCCUCCUUCCCACCACCCAACUUUUCAUUCCCACCCGAGUCUCCCGGUACUUCACGAAGAGGCACUCCUACGCUUGGUCGCUCUCCCAUACCCGAAUUCCAGUUCCCUCCCAAAAGCCCCGCUCCACCACAAAGACCACAUCACCCUCCCUCUCCAAAGCCUCCAAACAUGUCUGAUUCUUAUGCCAACCCUCUUUCACGCAUAAUAUCCGAGUCUGGAGCCAACGACACUCCUCGCACUAGCAGUGACUUUUAUUCUCUAACAAACCACUCGUCUGAGACUGUCUCCUCUGACGCAGCCGCUCCACCGACCGGUAGGAUCCUCCCCAAACCGCUCAAUGGACGCAAUCAAUACGCCCCACCGACCAGUCUGCCGAGAACUCAGCUCCCCGAGACUUUGAUGAUGGGAUAUAUCCAGACCAUGGGAUCUUUUGUCCUUGAUGGCUCGCUCGUAAAUCAAGCUCCUUUUGAGGACGUCAAGAGAAAAGGCGUUGUGGGUGGCCAAGGUGGUGGUGGCGUGGUUGGCGUGGAAAAGUCGAAACGUGAGAGUGGCAUGUUUGGCUUCGGCUGGGGCAAUAUAGGCGAAAGUUUAGGUGGCCUCCUGGGCGGUGGUGAAAUGAGCAGUAUCAAGGAGAUGCGUAAUGUCGCAAGCUCAAAGACCAUUCCACUGCUCAGCACUCCACAAUCCAUCCUUUUCGUGGACUUACGGCUUGCACCAGGCGAGACCAAGAGCUACUCAUAUCGCUUCCGCUUGCCGCGAGGGCUGCCACCUUCUCACAAGGGACGAGCUAUCAAGGUACAGUAUCACCUGACUCUCGGUAUCCAACGUCCAGGAGGAAAACAGCAGGUCAAGCACAUAGAAAUUCCUUUCCGCGUGCUUGGAAGUGUUAAUCAUCAAGGAGAAACUCUAGGUCAUGAUUUGAUGUCUCCCUAUGUACUUCUUAGUGACAAGGCAAGGAGUCAGAGCAUCGCUCUUAGCGGUUCAAAUCCACGAUUUCCAUCAACAAAAUCACCCUCAGAUCGAGAGAUAUCAUCUGCUUCAUUGGAUGACUUCUUAUCGUACGCGGAUCAACUGUUCGCCCAUCCAGUAUCUGAUUCUGGUGCAUUGUUAUCUCCCACAGCGGAAAAGCCGUCACGAAGGCGAUCCUCGCUCGAAGAAGCCGCGCCGAAUAAUAUGAAAGAAGCUAUAGACCUGGCCAUCUUGAGGUCAAACAUUUCUUCCGGCUCGCAAGACCAACUAUCGCAGUCUAACAACCGCUUUACGAUUGCAAGAGGUGGCCAACUUGUCGCCGUGAUUACGAUUGUGCGACCAGCCUAUCGCCUGGGCGAAACCAUAAUCGGCACAAUAGACUUUACUCCACCAACACCCGAGAAUGAGUCCGUCACAGAUCAUAUCCCGAGCUAUGGAAUCAAUGUUUGGCUAGAGACCACUGAACGUGUAGACCCAAGCCUGGCUUUGCGAUCGUCGUCUUCUGUGCAGCGAGCAACGAGGAAGACGCAUGCUCAUGUUAGUGAGAGCGUUCUUUUUGCUCGCAAAGUGUCCUUCAGACUCGAGAUUCCUACUACAGCCACGCCUACGUUCGAAACUACAGGUGUGCAAUUGGUAUGGAGAGUUAGAGUGGAGUUUGUGACCGCGAGGGUACGACCAAAGGCAGCUCGCGGAUUGGGCAUUGAUGAUUCAGAGAUUGGUGGUGAAGAGGAAGAAUUGGCACCGACCCCAGACAAAGAAGACGAUCUACUCGAAGAAGUCGGUCGGGAUGAAAGAGGUGUUGUUAAGAUCGCAAAAGAGCGACUAGUCGCCGAGACUUUCGAAGUCGCUGUGCCUGUUCGGGUGUAUGGUGUUGCUGGCACAGGAGUUGACGGGCACGAAGCCGAGACUGAUGGUCUCGAGGUUUGAUCUUUAACUAGGAUAUGACAUGUACCGAUAUACAGACGGGGAACAGACCAAAAAGUGAGAAAUGUCCAUGUACUGUAUAGCAUUCGGUGUGACUAGUCAAUCAUACUUCCUUCUUGCUACUGCAGUUUUUCGUCAUGCGUCAUCUUUGAUACUCAUGUUGUUGUUUUCUCAUGCGACCAAAUUGGCAGUCAGAUCUAUCCCAUAGCAUCUAAAGCAAUCUUUGCGGUUUCACGGGUGCUUCCAAGUAAGUUGGAAUCAUUUUGCAAAUGCUGCAAGCGUUCUCUCCAGAAUUUCCACCUCUCGAUACUUGUGCCCCCCUCUCCCUGCCAGAGAUCACGCUCAUUCUGCUUGACAGCGUGGAUUUUCCCCUCUUUCACUUGUCUUCUGAAGUCUUUGCAAGAACGGAGGAGGUAAUGUUCAUGUGGCGUCCGUGACAGAUCGUAGAGUAUAGGCCCUGCAUAUGAAAGCCACUCUUGUACGGUGGGCAGUU